Molecule: messenger RNA, 4749 nt
Organism: Hyalella azteca
Lineage: Eukaryota; Metazoa; Arthropoda; Malacostraca; Amphipoda; Hyalellidae
Exons: 2
Coding region: 1-999 (332 amino acids)
Source: RefSeq, a predicted model, not a curated record
AUGAACUGUUCUUUCAAGCUGAAUGAACGCAAAGCUCUCGAGCUUGGAGCACUACCUGUCCCGAUGUUGGCAUAUUCGAUGGCCUGGACAGCAAACCCCUGCGCGUUCAAACCCAGGGGUCGCCCAAUGGUUGCUCCCAUACUCAGGUUCCAACACAUCGAGUCCGCGGCGAUGGACAACGGACGAGCCACCGUCAGCCCGCGGCGGUGCUCGGACUGCAACAGGAGGUGCGGACACGCCCGAAGAUGUGCCGGCUGCUCUCGACUCACUACCUUCGAGCACGAGCUCACCCGAGCGCCAUACAGCGUCCCUGAGCACCAAAGAACCAUCCUCAUGGAGGCUGGCACUCUGGAAUCAAGUGUCCGGGAAGGCAGCUCUGAUGGAGCACAGAACCAGAUCACAACAACUGCACAGUUACCUGAUAAUUUUAAUAGGUUCCGAAUGGGGAGCCUCAAUUGGGGGAUAUGGGCGGGGUUCCUCUUAGCAACUGUUAUGUUAGUCCCGACACACAUUUAUCUUAAGAAAUACGACUAUAGGAUAGACUUGCUCGGUAUUAUCUUUGUAUUGACCGUGCUUUUCCUCGUGUGUUUUUCAGUCUCCAUGUUCCAUUCCAAAACUAGAGAAAUUCUUCUCCAUAGAUUACACAUCGAAGAAGAAACGCGUGCGUUCCCAGCCUCGAGUUCCCCGGCGUCACGACGUAGACGUUACCGCAGGAACGUGCGUUUCUCGUCGCGUUACAACCAAUACCCAUUACGCCGCGUGCGCUCCACACCUGAACUCCAUCUCACGAGACUCUCGUCGAGCUCCACGGGGUCACCCAUACUCAUGUACCCCACGAACAACACCGGCGCUGCUUCGACCCUGGCUGCGCGCUGCGCCCGGAACGCCAGCAUGGCAAGCAGGGCUGACCCUCCACCCUACGACAUCGCAGUGCUGCUGCCCAAGCCCCCCAUGCGGCGCUGUGAGACUCCUCCUCCAUCUUACGAACACAUACAAUAGGCACAGCGGGUGUAACCAUCGUAGAUACAUACUGAACAGACUUGCAAUCAUAGUCGUAAGCUCCUUAUUUGAUUAAAAUACACUCGGAAUACCGAUAUACGAAUAUUGAAUACUUCGUGGGACUUUGAAAGUUCUAAGUCCCACGAUGAACACUUUAGCUAAUUACAGUGAUCUCGCGUGCAAUUGACAUAUUGGAUAUAUAGUCCAAUAUUUCGUACUAGUAGCUGUUUUGUUUUGGGACAUGAAUUUUAAUUGGAAUAAAAGAAAGAUUAACUUUUGAUCAUAGAAUAUGAAUGGUCUAAAAUACACGAGUUAUCAUUUUACCGCUGUCGUUUUUAAAUUCAAAGUAGGAAAGAAAAGAUUCAGCACUCUACUGCCAAACUUAUAUGUGACUCUGACUGGAUUAAUAAUUAAUAUUUGUGAUUAGUUAGAGAAAGCAAGAGACUGUGCACCUGUAACUUAAAUCAGCCGAACCUAACCUGUAAUUUAGACCAAUAAAACACAUAACACAUUCUUUAAAGUUGAAUUACUUCCAGCUGAUAUCAGUUAAGUUUUACUAAAAAAUAGAUAGGUUUUUACUAACACCUGUACCAUCACAAGUGUCAUUAGUGCAGUCUAUCGCUGAUGGGGUUCAAACCUCUCUGAACUCAAUAUAACCUUAUAAACGAUGUAGCUACAGGACUUCAGUUAUUCCAGGAAGAACUAAAUGCAUGCGUUGCUGGAAAUUUUGCAAUUCGAAAUCGAAAAUCCCUUAGAUUGCCAUGUUAAAUCGAAGGAUUGGUUGGAGACACACUAAUCUACGUACAUUUAGUACUUCGUAGUACCUUUAGUACUUAGUGAAACGGCAUAGAUAAAUUUUGGCGGCCAUGCUAUGCAAUAUUUCAUUACCCGAAACAUCAGUAUAGGGGCAAAUAUUUCAUUCAAACAUUUAUAGUGGAGUUCGAUUACAGAUCAUUAUUCGAUAGCAGAAUUCUUAUUUGAAUAUUCGAAGAAUAUGUUAUGUGUUAGGCUAAUUUAGAGGUUUAGUCAACUUAUGACACCUAAUGUUAUAAAAUUCAUGCCCAUUUAGGUAAUGAGUAUUGAGUAUUGACCCUUCAUUCACUGCCUAGUCUUAAUAGGUGUUUGAAUAAUAACUAUUUCAGCUACUAGUCUGAGUGAGAAUAUGAUUAAUGAGUUAACAAUAAUGUUUACCACCUAAGGUGAAUAUGAGCUAAAUUUAAAAGAAGUAGCUGCGCUAACUUCAAGUUUGGUACGAGUGCUGUAGAAAUCCAUUUUCGUGAAAUAGACUAUAUAGUUAAUGCAAAUUUUAGUACCUUACGUAAGGAAAAUCCUAGCUAAUGAUGACGAUGAUUUGUUCAUCGAGGUGAUUUUUUAUCGUUUUCAAGGCUGUGGUGACUGGAUAAGUAUUACUAUUGAAAGGUUUUCCGUGUAACGGUAAGUGAUGUACAUGCGUUAAAGUGAUUCAGUGUUUCCUUCACAUACGUUCAGUGUUUCCUUCAGCGCAGAAGCAUUACUUUUGAUUUCAUGUUAUAGGUGCAAAUUUUUUUAAUCUAACGAUACAAGAUUUAUAUAGAUUUUGAUGGUUGUAUUCAGCGAAUUUUGAGGAAUUAUGUGAGUUUGAUCCCUAGCAGUUAUCUUGUACUUUUAAGUGUGUCUUAAUAGCUACUUUUAUACGUUAUUCUUCUUGAGCAGAGCUCUUUGAUGUGUAUUUAUGAGUCAUAGUGUAUUUGCGACGGAAAAAAUUUAUUUCCAUCUGUUUUCAACGACGCUAGUAUUUCAUUUUAUGCUUGCAUUCGUUAUUACCUGCAAAUUAGCUUUUUUAUAUCGUAAUUAUGUGGUAAAAUAUUUUCUCGGUGUUCCGUUCGUUAUUUUCGAAUGUCAUGGGUUUCGAAACUGGCGAAAUUUACGUUAUCAAAAUCAAUCCAUUUCAGAAAUGAUCUGAAUUCACGUAGUUAUGGUACCUGAAGUACGUACCUAUAGUUCGGUCUACCUCACUCGAAAAUUUGAUAUUUGGAUUGAUCCAGCUUUAGUAUUUUAACUUUAAAUUGGGAUUAGAAAAUUUAUGCAUUUUAAUCAGAAAUUCGACUUGAAAUUGGUUGGUAAACAAUUGCCUUCUUAGAUAGAUGAACCUAUUUAGAUUUAGAACAUUUCUAUUCGAAAUGAAGAGUCUAAUUUCACACGCAUGUUGAUUCUCGGUUACCGAAUUUACUGUAUUUGACGCCUGAAAUAUUUUAUUCGUUGAGUUGAGCAAUUUUUAUAUAAUUUUCUUGCUUUUUAGAGGUAUCAGUACUAAAUUUAACAAAAAUUAUAACUGUGCGGAAAACCUUUAAUACAUAUAAAUGUUAAUAUUCAUAUGUAAAAUUUUAUCUCCGUCGUCCUAAUUAGUUUCCGUCUCAGGUAUAACUCAGCUGUUUUGUUUAUGUCAAAUUUAUUAUUAUACUUUAUUUCCUUAGCGCAUAAUCCUUAUUUCCUUAGCGCAUUUAUUUCCUUAGCGCAGUGGUAAUGUAAUUAUGUCAGUGUUUCAGCUUUCAAUAUUUCCCACUAGAACGGAUGAAACAAUCAACUAUGAAUUUUAUUAUAAUGAUAAUUGUGUUUAUUGAGAUAAAACGACAUUGCUGAAAAAAUAUUAUUUGACACUCUUGUAUUCAGAAUUUGUUUCUGACCAAAUUAGGCUUAACAAUUUUUUUGAUUGGCAACAUUUUCCUGAAAAUUACAAAAAAGCUUUGAUUGAUUUAUAACGAUAAAAGUUAGGCUGACGUUCUAAUAUAGCAUUUUCAAGUAUUAACCCACACUUCGUAUAUCGAUUCUUACGAAUAUUACACAAUUUGUUAUUAACUAAUAUCCUAAUUGGGAGGACGAUAGAGAAAAAAUUCGCAUUUUUUCUUUAAAUAUUUUUAAUAACUUCCAUCAAUCGCUACACAAUUGUUCGAGCUUGUGUUUGAGCGCAAAUUUUGACAGGAUUUAGUCAAAAAUAUAUAAAAUAAGUGCGUUGCAGUUAUUUACUUCUAAAAUAUCUGUGCAGCUUACAGUAAGAUUAUCGUGAAUUAUGGUGAAUUUCCAGUAUCAUGACAAUCUAGCAAGGUUUGGAUUUGAAUUUUAGCUACUCAUUUUUUUAGUCUUUAUCAUUCAGCCUAUAAAAUCAUUUAGCCCAUAAAAACCCCUCUAUAUAUUAAUUUUACAUCUGUUAUCAAAUAAUUUUUCCGAUUACUAUGAUAGUUCCUUUAAAUGGUAAAUUUUUUGUGUCCUACAAUGUUUUUAAUCAGUACUACAAUGUUUUUUCGGAUCUAUUAAUCCUACAAGCAUACGUUGCUGGUUUUAAUUAGGGGCAACUAGUUACAAUAUUUAGCGUUGAAGUAACUUUCUUGCAGCUGAAAAGCUAAUUUGGAAAUUUUAUUUAACGCCGUGCUCCUGUAAAAUGAGAAAGCCAAGGAAGCUUCCUACAAAUUCUCACUAAGUUUAAACUUAUUUUGUGAGGAUUACAUUGAAUUUAAGGAAGCCGAGAUUUUACGGAUAAUUUGUCGUUUUCGAUAUCUUAAUUCUCAACAGCCUGAGAAAAGUAACAGCACGGUUUAUUGGCAGGAAGAGAAAGAACCAUCUUUUUUGGCCAUGUUCCUGUAAACUAUCAUUUUAUGAUUAGUUAAGCAUUCUGCGGCAAAUUAUCCCAUAUUAUAUAAUUUUUACCCUUUAUUCUCAAUAGCUUCGUGGUUUUAUCAGAUCCCUGUUAAAUAAAGUGGAAUUUUAGAGGUUUCA